This is a messenger RNA of Rasamsonia emersonii CBS 393.64, 782 nucleotides long. Its product is annotated as Kinesin family protein. The record is from RefSeq and is a predicted model, not a curated record. The transcript has 2 exons. NCBI's taxonomy places the organism in Eukaryota, Fungi, Ascomycota, Eurotiomycetes, Eurotiales, Trichocomaceae. The annotation marks the transcript as partial.
CUGUCACAAGCACCAUUCUAUCUGUUUCGUCACAAGGUCGCUCUCAAGCUGCAAGUGGGAGAACAACUCCGUAUGCUGCAUCUGCCGAAGAUCUAGAGGAAGCUGCUCGAGAAAUAGUGCGCAUACAAGACGACAACGAGAAGUUGAUCGUGAAGCUCGCAGAAGAAGAGAUCAAGCGGCAAGAAGUAGAGCUGAAGUUGAGGGCAGCAGAAGAGAAGUGCCUGCUCAUCGAGCAGGAGGUCCGGGAGGAAUGCUGGGCUGAAAUGGAGGAGAAGAUGGAGGAAGAAAGAAAGAGAUGGCAGCAUGCGUGGGAUCAACAAGUUGGCCACAACCAAGAACAUCUUGAUAAGAAGGUCGAGCUAGUCUCUCGAGGAAUCAAGAGUAAGUUUGCCCAAGGUCCUACAUCCGUGUUACAAGGAGCGAUGGCUGAGAAUUUUCCUCCAGUCUACGAAGAUCCGGAACCCUCGGCCGAUGAGAGGAUCGAGGAGUUGGAACGUGAAAACGACAUGCUUCGAAGCAAGAUUGCGGCAUUGGAACGGAAAUUGAUGACUAGGUCCCCGACCAAGAAACCCAAGCCGCAUCUUUUCCAAAACUGCGACUCGACGCACGAUGGCAGUCUGAUCAGCGGCGAGAGUGAUGUGGAAAAUGUGUAUCAGAAAUUCAGCAAGCUGAAACUGGCCGACAGCUACCAAACUCCGUCUACCGCGCCUAAAACCCCGGGGAAGAAGAUGCGUAAAUUGACGGCAAGAAGACGCGAUUUGGGGCCUGAGGAAGAGUUGUAA